AUUGCACCACAUAGCGCUCGUGGGGCCGUGCAGCAGUUGUGCGCAUGUGCAGCAGGGAUUCUAUCAGAGUCGAGCGGAUGGAAAACGCACACCACACAUCCACGAAUCCACGGAGCCAUCAAGAGCUCUCCAUGCUGCUCAGUGAACCGGGGACGCACUCCGCAGACGGAUAGCGCGAACUUACAACCGGAGUUGGUGAAUGAAAAGUGCAGACUGAUCCAGUGUGCUUGAAGCUCAGCUGAUCCUUCUCCUCUUCGUCGUCAGUGUGUGCGUGUGAAGAUGCCUCCAGCGACAGGAGGGCCGGUAGGCUACACUCCUCCAGAGGGAGGCUGGGGCUGGGCAGUGGUGGUAGGGGCCUUUAUCAGCAUUGGCUUCUCCUAUGCCUUCCCCAAGUCCAUCACGGUGUUCUUCAAAGAGAUCGAGGUGAUCUUCAAUGCCACCAGCAGUCAAGUGUCAUGGAUCUCAUCGAUUAUGUUGGCUGUCAUGUAUGCAGGAGGACCAAUCAGCAGUAUUAUGGUAAAUAAGUUUGGUAGUCGGCCAAUCAUGAUGGCUGGGGGCUGUCUGUCUGGCGCAGGGUUAGUCGCCGCAUCCUUCUGUAACACAGUGGAGGGUCUGUACUUCUGUGUGGGAGUUAUAGGCGGCCUGGGUUUGGCUUUUAAUCUGAAUCCAGCAUUGACCAUGAUUGGCAAAUACUUCUACAAGCGCCGGCCAAUAGCUAAUGGCAUCGCGAUGGCGGGCAGCCCAGUGUUCUUGUCCACCCUUGCCCCGUUGAACAGCUGGCUGUUUGAUCAGUUUGGGUGGAGGGGCAGCUUCCUCAUUCUGGGCGGAGCUUUGCUGAACUGCUGCGUUGCGGGGUCGCUAAUGCGGCCCAUUGGACCAAAACCACAACCUGCCAGUCCAAAAGAGGAUGGCGAGCCCAAACGUCAAGAGAAAAAGACAUGCCUGCAGACCGUCAACAGCUUCCUGGAUCUGACCCUGUUCACUCACCGAGGCUUCCUGCUGUACCUGCUCGGAAACGUCAUCAUGUUCUUCGGCCUCUUCGCGCCUCUUGUGUUCCUCAGCAACUAUGCAAAGAGUAAAGACAUUUCCAAGGAUAAGGCUGCGUUCUUGUUGUCCAUCCUGGCUUUCACCGACAUGAUCGCUCGGCCGUCCAUGGGCCUGGUGGCCAACACUCGCUGGGUCCGUCCACGUAUCCAGUACUUCUUCGCCGCAUCUGUGCUGUAUAAUGGUGUCUGCCACUUGUUGGCACCACUCUCCACAGAUUACAUGGGUUUUGCCAUUUAUGCAGUGUUUUUCGGUGUGGCAUUCGGCUGGCUGAGUUCCGUGCUGUUUGAGACUCUCAUGGACCUGGUGGGUGCUCAGAGGUUCUCCAGUGCUGUGGGGUUGGUGACCAUCGUGGAAUGUGGGCCUGUGCUGCUGGGGCCCCCGAUACUGGGAAAACUCAAUGAUGAUUACGGUGAUUAUAAAUACACAUAUCAGGGUUGUGGAAUCGUCCUGAUUAUUGCCAGCAUAUUCUUGUUCGUGGGAAUGGGAAUCAACUACCAUUUGGUGGACAAAGAGAAGAAGGAGGAGGAGAGAAGAGCUAAACAGGAAGAGAAGGAUGCAGAGACGAACGUAGACAAUGCCCUGAUCGAGAAGGCAAAGGAGGUGGAUGGAGACGCAUGGGAUGCAUGAGCUGACAUUGCCAAAUGGAGGAAACAAUAUUAUGUGCUCACACACCAACAAUCUGUGUCUUCCGGUUUUGACCGUCCAAAAUGAUAAACGCUUUUCCCCUCUAAUGCAUCACUUUAAUGAUUCAGCAAGUGUAUAAAACAGCACAAAGGACUAUGAUGCCAAGAAAUUCUCCUAUAUGCAAUCCCACACACGUCUCAAAUGUUACUGUCAUUCUCCCAACUUUCAUACGGGAGUGUCUCCGUACCUUAAUGUCACAAUUCACCUUUUUUUUGGCAUAUAUUAUAACCAAUAUGAGAGCAUUCCUAGUUUUUGACUCCAGAAUAAUGCAAAAUGCACAUUUCAAAAGUUUUAAUGAGAAUUAUGAUGUGUGACAUUUAAGUUAACAUACACACAGAAUUUGUCAGUUCAAGACAUGGAAGAAGAAAUAUUUCACUCUUCUGUCUAUCUUAGAAAUAUAGUGUUUUUUGACUAAAGGUCAUUAUUAUAUGUAGGAUACACUUUUUUUCCUUUUUAAAGUUGAGCUUGAAUUUUUUUUGUUUAGUGUAUGUAGUCUUCCCUGUUCUGAGUGGCUGGUAGAAAAUAUUGCCAGGCCUUGCUAGACUGCCAUAUAAAGGCAAAACGCAGAAAUUAUGUCAAGACCGACAGUUUUUGGAUUGAUUUGCAUUUGUGCUCUGAACUUAUUUAGUAAAUCCCUUCUGUCAUUGGACUCGAAUUCACUCAUGAAAUAGGCCAAAAUGUGUAAUUACUGUGUUUUGCCUUUGCAUGGCAGAAGAAUUCAAGGUUUGUUUCCAAGUGCUGUUUAAUGUAUUUUUGACAGGCUGCUUCCUGCUCUGGUGAUCUCAUGAUCUCACAUUGGUUAUCAAACUCUUUACCCUCUAUACUGUAACCAUGAAGAUUUCUGUGAUUACCAUUUUUAGGAAGUAGAGCAGACACAAUAUUGCAAAGGUCUUGUUUUCGUCUGAGACAGUUCUCACUUCACAUGAAAAGACUGCUAGAGAUGUGCUUCAGCUUUUAGAUUUCAUUUGACAUUAAUGAAGAUGAUGAGUUUCACUAGGGUACAUUCAAAUAGGGGAUCCUUAUACAAGUGUGUGUUCACUUGCUUUUUCGACCAUGUUGUUUUUAAAUGUCUAGAAACUGUUUUAAUUAUGGUUGUCAACAGAACCUGUGCCUUGAUUAGGAGCCUUUCUAUCUACAUACAGCCAGGUUUUAUUUGUAUUUAACAGCCAUAUGUGUAACAAUACUAACUCCUGACCCUUUUUUACAGAGCUUUUUGCAAUGUCAAAAGGAUAUGUAGUGAUUUUAAUUUGAUAGUCCUAUAUUAAUUAGCUUUUUGUGUCAUAUUAAGGAAGAGUAGAGUGCUCCAUUUCAAACUGAGCCAGCAACAAACACGGUACUUAGUUUGUGUUGGCUAGAAAUAAACACGACUUCAUUUCAAGUUCUGCUAGCGUUAACCCGCACUCACUAGGGUGCUUAAUUUUUUUUUUU
This is a messenger RNA of Onychostoma macrolepis, 3159 nucleotides long. It is a transcript of the gene slc16a1b, whose product is annotated as solute carrier family 16 member 1b. Bases 280 to 1674 code for a protein of 464 amino acids. Gene Ontology annotation, biological process: transmembrane transport; monocarboxylic acid transport. The transcript has 5 exons. Gene Ontology annotation, cellular component: membrane. Gene Ontology annotation, molecular function: monocarboxylic acid transmembrane transporter activity. Lineage: Eukaryota; Metazoa; Chordata; Actinopteri; Cypriniformes; Cyprinidae. The record is from RefSeq and is a predicted model, not a curated record.